Hippocampus zosterae (dwarf seahorse) is the source of this 3455-nucleotide messenger RNA. Its product is annotated as retinoic acid-induced protein 1. The coding region runs from base 550 to 3297 and encodes 915 amino acids. Lineage: Eukaryota; Metazoa; Chordata; Actinopteri; Syngnathiformes; Syngnathidae. Gene Ontology annotation, cellular component: nucleus. The record is from RefSeq and is a predicted model, not a curated record. The transcript is spliced from 6 exons. Gene Ontology annotation, biological process: regulation of transcription by RNA polymerase II.
CCGUCUUUGUUUCACCCAGUCGGGCCUUGCCCCGAUACGCGCACUGUUCUAUAUAACACGCUGCCAAAUUCAAUGAAAUUAACUCGCAACUUCACAGAUUACGUGCGUUGUUGGGUUUGUCUAUUCCCUAGAAGUACAAUUUCAUGAGUUCAUACACAUAUACAUGUACUUUCUAAUUCGGGAUAAGUAUUAAGCAAUAACUCAUGCCGAAUGAGCCAAACAUUGAGCCGCUUUUGUCGUUCUCCUUAGAACUUAAGUUACCAAGCACAGUGACUUCACGUUGGACGGUUUAGAAAUAAAAGUUGACAUUCUAGAAAAAUAUUAAAGCUCUGGUCUAGGCACAUGUCGCUGGAAUUAUUAAUGGUCCCUGUAAAUCCCUCUCACUUCCAAAGCACUGAUGUAAACAUCGCUAUUUUCUGUCCUUAUUUCAAACGAAUGAAAAUUGACUAUUCGUAGUUCAUCAUAGCCGGGCCUAGCUUGCUAGCGUUAGCGGUGGCUAAACUGUAGCUUUCGAGUUGGCAUACCUGACCUGUCAACGCUGUUGCUGCUAUGGAGCAACCACCAGGGAGCUUGGACGAGCUUCAACCUCAGGACCUCUCCACCUCAAGCAUCCCUGGUGUGGUUGACCUGACCAGGAAAGGCAGCCUGAAUGUCAAGUCCUGUGAUGUCCGGCACCUGGUCCACAGCCCUGACUGGCACCAAAACUCUGGAUUACCCUCCUCAGAAACCACCUCAUCGAGUGCCUCACACCAAUCAGUGGAUCAAAUUCAACCAGACAAUGCCUUGUCCCACACCACAGUGACCCUAUCCUAUGUGAGCAGGUCUCACAUUUACUCAGCAGCGCAGCCUCUAGCUGUUUUGCCACCUAUCAGAAAGUUCUCCCUCCUCCCUUCCUGUGCGGCUGAGAAAGGGUUUGGGGAGACCGCCUAUACACUGAACCAGCAUUACUUGGAACAUACUGACACGCCAGUCGACCUCGCCACCAAAGCUUACUCUGAGGCUCCAGAGGUUGAUGGACUUUGUUUACCACAGGAGCUUUGUGAAUUAAAUGGAGGAUUAAAUUCGAGCACAACUCUCGGAGAGGAACACAGCAUUCCUGGGAGGGCGGAAACGAGUGAAAGGUUGGAGAAUGGACAAGAUGACAGCUGGUCAAGUUUAGGUGUGGUUUCUGUAUCGUCACCAGAGGAGACUGACCUAAGGAACGAUGACAGCAAUGGAAUCUCCGAGACGCUGCUAUAUGUAUCUAAAAAAGAGGAACCACUGGUGGUCCAUAACAAAGUGGCAGUUGUAAAGCUGUGCUCACUCCCCAGGAACUAUAGAGGCCUUCUGGAAGAACCCGUUUCUCCCUCUGCUACCUCAUUGGGUGAUGUUGAGGAUGUGUUCAUGCAGACCCAGGCCGCCUGCUCAACAAGCGGGGAUAACUCUCUUCAAGCAGAUGAGGUUGCAUGGAAUGAUUCAGUCACAGAAGGGGCCAUUCAGCUCAGAUCUGGCAUUGGCAACACUGCCACAAGUUUCGAUUCAAGCGAUGAAAACAGACAGCCUGUCCACAUAAAGAAGCCGGAGCUGAUGCCGCUUGUUGACUUGACUGAGGAUGUUCAUUUGUCUGGAAUUUCAAAGGAGAAACCCAAAACUCUCACUCCUCACAUGAACGGCAACGUCAGCGCGCUCCAGAGGACUGUAAAUGAAAGGAAGUUGCCUUUACGUUCAAAUAGAGGGGUGCGCUUAGAAUCACUGGUCAUGAAUAUAAGUUCAAGGAGUUAUAAAAUAUCCGGAUUUGUUAACACUAACAUAGAUGCUUCCAAAAGUCGGGAUUCUUAUGCAACAAAUCCAAAGAGGAAUGACACUAUGCCUGAUGGACAAAGGAGAAACAGAGUGAAAGCGAAACAAAAAGCAGUUACCCAGCCUAAAAAAGACAAAGCCAAUAGCAUUAUAACACAUCAAUACAAAAAUACUACCUCUAAUUGUGUUAAUAAUCCUAGCAAACCAAAAAGCCCAAAGUUUACAAACAGUAUUCCAGAGGAUGUCCCCUACCGUGGACAUGUGACACAGAGGAGUCCUGCGAGGUCAAAGAGGAGACUCUGUUCAGCAUCAACUCGUUUGAUUAAAAACUCAAAAAAGGAGCCCGUGCUUUGCGUGCAGUCUGAUUCCUCAUUGGAAAAAAAUCCAGCAAGAUGUCCCCCACUAGCAACUAAAGAAUCUCCAAAGAAAAGCCCACGUUCUGCGAAAAGUCCGCAAAAAUCAUCCGCGGCAAAGACCAAAGUGUCUCCCGCUCCCAAGAGGCGACGGAAGAAGUACGAACCGAGACCAUUUUCUUCCAUCUUUGCUCCCAAGGAGCCCGAGAUCAAAUUGAGGUAUAUUCACUACAGGGAGGAAAAAAAACACUUGAGGUAUGAGAAUUUUUCCCCAUUCAUCCGCGUGCAUCACCAGCAGUCAUCGUCAUCACUAUGUACUGUCGUGAAUUACCCAGAAGAGGUCAGGACGCAGCACAAAAAGGGCCAGAGAGAGCUACAGGAUCACCACAGUAGCUUUAUUUCCGGAACCGUACCCAACAGUUCUUGUCUCCUGCUGGGCCGGGUGUCCACUCGGGGUCAGCAUCGGGGCUCCCUCAUCUGUUGCCUCUGCGGACUCUCUGCCAAUGCCAUGGACUUGGGGGAUCUCCACGGUCCUUACUACCCCAAAGGAUACCGGGUGUCGAACCCCAAAACAUCAACACCUACGUCCGGCCCGAAAGGUGACAAGGAUGACGACAGUGAUUCCGAUUCUUCAUCUUUUAGUGUCGAGGGAGGGGCGAGGAAACGCUCUGUUCCACCCUCGUCCUGGAGCCGCAGGCCGGCGAAUCAGCGGUGGCAAAACGGUCCCUCGCCGAGCUGCCAGGAGGCCGCUGACAACAGUGGCAGCCCUGCAGCAAAACGCGCCUGUUCAGAAAUGUGGCCAACCGAUGUCGAAGAUUGGUACAGCCCACCCGUGCUGCCCAUGGAGCCCCGUGAGUACUGGCUCCACGAAGACUGUGCCAUCUGGUCGGCUGGCGUGUUCUUGGUGAAGGGCAGAGUCUACGGCCUGGAGGAAUCCGUCAAAGUGGCCCAGGAGACGAUGUGCUCGGCCUGCUCUGCCGCAGGCGCAACGCUCGGCUGCUUCUUCAAAGGUUGUCCCAGCAAAUACCACUAUAGGUGUGCUCUGGAGGCGGACUGUGUCCUCAUCGAAGAAAACUUCUCCAUGAAGUGUAAAAAGCACAAAAACAAGACAUUCAAAGCCCCAGCGGACAUGCACAGUGAUCCGGGGAGAAAAAGACCCUCUUGACAUUCACCUGCCAAAUCGUACCAAGGGCUGGCUCACCCUCUGGACUGUGUGGACCGGCACCCUUGUUAUGGACAUCUAGCACCCAAAAACCUUAAAAUCCUCCUUUCUAGUUUGACUCACAACCCCCCAACCCCCUUUUUUUUCCCUAUUUUUAUUUU